UUUAUCAGUUAAUUUAAAUCUAUUCACCGAAUUUUGUCUUCUUUUGUAGAUCGUUGUAACAUUUCAGUAUAAGAUAUGUUUCGUUAUUUAUACUCCUUGAUAAUUUCACUUGCUGCAUUUUUCACGAACGAUGAUGUUGUUGUGCAAACAAAAUAUGGAAAAAUACAGGGUGUACAAACGUCAAAGAGUCGCGCAUUUCUUGGUGUACCCUACGCUGCACCACCGGUCGGGGAAAUGAGGUGGCGACCUCCCGAACACCCGAGUCCGUGGUCUGGUAUUCUUGAUGCUACAGCAGUAAAAGCUGGAUGUUAUCAACUGGCAUGUGCUUCUAUGAAUCCACCUAUACUUUGUCCAAAACAGGUCUCUGAGGAUUGUCUUUACUUGAACAUAUGGACGCCAGUUAACGCUUCAGCAGAAAGUCGUCUGCCAGUGAUGGUUUUUAUACAUGGAGGGAACUUCGUGCAUCUAAGUGGAGGAUCUCUUCUUUUCAGAGGGGAAGACUUUGUCAGUAAAGGACAAGUGAUUCUGGUUAAUGUGGACUACAGACUCGGCGCAUUUGGCUUCCUUGUAACCGGGGACAAGGCUGAAGAUGCUAAGGGAAACUAUGGAAUAAAGGAUCAACGUAUGGCGUUACAGUGGGUUCAAGAAAAUAUUAAGACAUUUGGCGGAGACCCUACAAAGGUUACGCUGUUUGGCCAGUCGGCAGGGGCCCAGUCAACAGCUAUACACCUUAGCAACGGCAAAGCCAAUGGCUUAUUCCGCAAUGCUAUAGUUGAAAGUGCACCUUUUGAUAUCCGUUAUAAAACGAAAGAGGAAGUGCUGUUGUUAGGAGACUUCAUUGCAGAAUUUGUUAACUGUACAGGUGCUGAUAUCACAUGUCUGCGAACUAGGUCAGCAGCAGAUAUAGCACUAGCGGAGCAUGAGGUCAGGUCUGUUAUUACUUCACCAUUUCUGUUGGAACUAUUUGAGCCGAUUGGUCCUUGGAUUGAUGGAGAUGAAGUCAAAAUGGAGCCGAUUGAUUCCGCACACAAGGGACAAUUUCAAAACAUUCCAAUCCUAAUGGGGACAUUAAGUGAAGAAACAAGAAUAUUCGUGUAUGAAGCAUGGAAGAAGCCAUUGAGAUUACAGACUUAUCUUGGAAUUGUAUUACUCGCCGAUCCAAAAAAAUCUCUCCAAAUAUUGGACAAAUACCCUCCAAAUAAAUCCACUGAUUGUCGUGAUACGUUACAAGAAUUAGCAACAGAUUUGAUAUUCACGUGCACAGCUAGAAAUGUGACACAAUCAUUACAGACAUUCACACUCGUCAUUGUAUUUAUACAUUUUUAAUCAUGCUUUUUCCUGUAAAGGAGCCUGGAGUAAUUUCACCUUUUGCGAGGGCCAUGUCUGUCAUGGCUCAGAGUUACCGUUUUUAUUUCAUACUCCGCACUUAGCAGGUUAUCACCUUAGUCCAGAUGAGGAACAGCUAUCCACGGAAUUAAUAUCAUACUGGUCGAACUUUGCAUACACUUCAAAUCCAAAUGCAGGGCCUCAUACUAUUAAUUUAGAAUGGCCGAACUACAAUUCCAAACAAAAUACUAUCAUGCACUUUCAAACGCCACAGAACGAACUAGUAACUGAAUAUAGAAAAGAGUUUUGUGAUUUCUGGGACGAGAUUGGUUAUUAUAUUUAAUUGAAUUCA
Molecule: messenger RNA, 1678 nt
Organism: Mercenaria mercenaria
Lineage: Eukaryota; Metazoa; Mollusca; Bivalvia; Venerida; Veneridae
Product: cAMP-regulated D2 protein-like
Exons: 6
Coding region: 76-1326 (416 amino acids)
Source: RefSeq, a predicted model, not a curated record